AUGUACUACGGCCACAAGCGGCGCCACGCUAUCAAGUUCCAGACCGUGGUGACCCCUGACGGAAUCAUUUCGCACGUGUUUGGGCCCAUUGAAGGAAGACGUCACGACCUUACGAUGCUGCGAAGAUCAAGUUUGGAAAACUUCAUUGCGUCCGACAUCCGCUUUGCCGGUUACGUGAUUUACGGCGAUCCCGCAAGACGAUCAAUGCCAGCAUGA
Aphanomyces astaci is the source of this 216-nucleotide messenger RNA. RefSeq lists its product as hypothetical. The record is from RefSeq and is a predicted model, not a curated record. Bases 1 to 216 code for a protein of 71 amino acids. The transcript has 2 exons. NCBI's taxonomy places the organism in Eukaryota, Oomycota, Saprolegniomycetes, Saprolegniales, Verrucalvaceae.